UUAAGUGAAGAAAUAAAAACAAAAUGAUAGUUUACUUGGAGAACCCUAGAUGUCUCUGUCUCUGUCUCUCUCUCUCUAACUAACUCUCUCUAACGUAACUAAGAACUUUUGCAGAGUAGCACACUAGAAAACAAACUAAUAAAAACACACAUUUCUGUAUGUGUUCUUCUUUCUAAGCACCAAGAGUGAUUUUACGAGAUCUAGGCGCUCCGAGGCCAAAAUGAAGGCAAGAAGCAAGCCCCAGGCUAAGCUAGUGAUCCAUGAGGAGUCUGACCCUGGCUCUAAAGAACAGCUGAUGGUUGAAAAAACCCCUGAGAAGGAGAAGGCCCCGACAAAAUUUCACCAGAAGCUGCUUCCAGCCAGUCCUUAUUCUGACCCGAAAAGAAUCCGGAAACCAGGAGAGGUGGAAUUGGAAACUGAGGAAAAUUAUGCAGCAGAGAAGAAAGUAGAGGAAGGAGGGGAAGCCGAGGCAGAAUCCCCUGGUGGAGCGUGUGGGAGUCUUUACCUCCUAAAAGCCAGCAGGCAGCUUGGAGAACCUGACUGUGUAGGUCACAAUAAAGCUCCUGCGUCCCCCAAUACACUGGAGGCAGUCCAGGGGAUGCUGUGCCUGGCCAACCUGCCGCCUGUGUCAUCCUCGUCCCCAGCUUCCCAUGUUCAGGCCUGGUGGACGUCCGGGGAGUACAGCGGCAGGAGUGGCUCCCCUAGGGAAAAGGGUAGUGGCCCCCUGGCCAGCCAAGGGACUGGGAAGAAGAAGGCUGUCAAGCAGCUGGCCAGCGACAGCACCGAGAGUCAAGGAGGAGAGGUCAAAACACAUAAGCUGGAGAACGUGGAAAACAGCGUCAACAAGAGCCUGGAAGACAGCUCCAAGGAUAAGGAAUAUAAAUUAAAAGCAAAGAAGAAGAAGAAGAGUGCAAAUGAUGCUCCAUGGAUUCCUAAAGCCCAAGGGGUCCCAAGCCUCCCAAAGUCAGCUAGAGAAGGAACCAUCGCAUCUUCCAUGGAUUCGAGAAUGGCUGGCACAGCUACAAAGUUAUCCCAACAGGGAUCCCUGAAUGUUUUGGAGUGAUGGAGACUCUCGAGAGAUGUGGACAUUCGUGCAACCCAGGACUUGGAAGGAAGAAUCAUCUCAUCCAAGUUUAUUUCCAACUUGUGCUCAUUUUAAAUUUUGUUGAUUUUUCAUUUAAUUUUUAAAUUUAAGUCUAGACAGACUCCUGUGGCCACGUAACCUAGAUAUUCAAAACAUAGUGAAACAAAAGCAACUUCCACCUUGGAUGCAUUCACAAUGGAGGCUUCUUGCUGAACCUCGAGACCAUCCUGUCUCUAAUUGGGAUCGAUGGCAUGCUUCUUCUUCACGCUCCCGGCAUUGAGCCCUCAUGAGUCCUCACUGAAGGGAUCAGAAUUCUUCCACAGUUGUUCAUAGUGUUACAGUUAUUGUAGAAACUGUUUGCGUCCGUUUGAGUCACUUUAGUUUGCAGCAGAUCGUGCUACAUACGUCUUCCCGGGUUUAUUAGAAUUGAUUCCUUUCAACAUUGUUUUUAUAAUCAAUUAAAAAGAACUUUUUACU
This is a messenger RNA of Antechinus flavipes (yellow-footed antechinus), 1561 nucleotides long. Its product is annotated as histone lysine demethylase PHF8-like. Bases 221 to 1063 code for a protein of 280 amino acids. The record is from RefSeq and is a predicted model, not a curated record. Lineage: Eukaryota; Metazoa; Chordata; Mammalia; Dasyuromorphia; Dasyuridae. The transcript is spliced from 7 exons.